Molecule: messenger RNA, 1941 nt
Organism: Penicillium nucicola
Lineage: Eukaryota; Fungi; Ascomycota; Eurotiomycetes; Eurotiales; Aspergillaceae
Product: ABC1 kinase family protein
Exons: 2
Coding region: 1-1941 (646 amino acids)
Source: RefSeq, a predicted model, not a curated record
AUGGCGCCCGCGACGCUUCUCCGCACUUUGCGGCCUGCCCUGCGUCCCUCCAUCUGGCGCCCGCAACCCCGACGAUACGCCCACCCAGGCCGAUUCCAACCCUUCGUACCACCCUCCCCAAGCUCCCUAGGCAAACCCACUGCCGCAAAGACAUACACAAGAACUCGGAGAUGGCUGCGCCGGAUCGUCUACGUCUCACUCGCCACAGGUGUGAUUUACGGCAUUGACAGGCAGUUCUAUGCAUUGUCGCUGACCCGCACUGCCCGCACCUUCUCUCUCGGUCUCCUGGUCGCUCUCGACUACAAAAUAAACUUCCGUCCACACCCUCCGCUGGCUAGCUCAAUUGCUGCCGUUCACGCUCGCAAUGCCAAGCGACUAUCAGACUUGCUACGGCAUAAUGGUGGUCUUUACUUGAAGAUUGGACAAGCUAUCGCUAUGCAAUCGGCGAUUCUGCCGCCUGAAUUCCAGAAGAUGUUUUCGCGCAUGUUUGACGAUGCGCCCCAGAAUGAUUGGAAGGAUGUUGAGAAGGUCAUUCGGGAGGACUUUGGCAAGUCGCCCGAAGAGGUAUUUGGGGUUUCCUUCACCGGCGAGGCUGGGAAAGGUGUCAUGGAGCGCAAGGCCAGAGCUAGCGCAAGUGUCGCUCAGGUUCACUGGGCUCGUCUGCAGGAUGGUCGCGAAGUUGCUAUCAAGAUUCAGAAACGGGAGAUCGCAGAGCAAGUAGCUUGGGAUCUCUGGGCUUUCAAGGUUGUCGCAUGGGUAUACAGCAAGACAUUUGAUAUCCCUUUCUACACGUUGGUUCCCUAUGUGAGCGAGAGACUUUCCCUUGAGACGGACUUUGUCAAUGAGGCAGACAACUCGGAAAAUAUGGCCAAGCUAGUGGCUGGUGAGCCCCGUCUGCGCGAUCGUGUAUACAUCCCGCGAGUAUAUCGUGAAUUGAGCUCGAGGCGCGUAAUGACUGCGGAGUGGAUAGAAGGUGUACGGCUCUGGGACAAAGAGGCCAUCACACGCCCCUGGCGUGGUGGUUGGCGUGAGGGCAGUCCAGGCUGCCAUGGGACACCUUUGGACCGCAAGGGUACACCGGUAGACACGAACCCGCAGCAUGCAAAGGUCAAGCCUGAACGUGACUUUUGGCGAGGGUACAAGAACCGCGGUGGCCUGGGAUUGUCACUCAAAGAUGUGAUGACCACCAUGGUAGACUUAUUCUCUGCCCAAAUGUUCUUGUGGGGAUGGGUUCACUGCGAUCCACACCCCGGCAACAUCUUCAUCCGCCGAAAGCCCAAUGGAAAGCCGGAGCUUGUCCUAAUUGACCACGGACUGUACAUCCACAUGGAUCCCGGAUUCCGUCAUCAAUAUGCCCGAUUCUGGAAGGCCCUCUUGACUUUUGACAACCGCACGCUGAGUGAGAUUGCUCAGGGUUGGGGUGUGAACAACCCAGACAUCUUCGCAUCAGCAACAUUAAUGCGCCCGUACCGUGGUGGAGAUAUGUCGACCCAGCGCGGUAUCUCCGGCCUAAGCAAGUCUGAACGCGCCGAGCGACACUACGAGAUGCAACAGGCAAUGCGCAAGGCAGCCCGUCAAAUCCUAGGCGACGAAACCAAAUGGCCCAAAGAACUCAUCUUCAUCGGCCGCAACCUACGCAUCGUCCAAGGCAACAACCAGUUCCUAGGCUCGCCCGUGAACCGUGUCAAGAUCACAGGUAUCUGGGCUUCGCGCGCCCUCAUUGAAUCCCCGGAUCUACCGCUGGCCGAGAAGAUCCGCAAUAUUGGCCGACACCUCAUCUUCCGAGCGGUGCUGUUGACCACUGAUAUCUUUUUCUACUUCACCAAGGUGCGCCAGUUCUUGCAUCUAGGUGGUGGCAUGGAGGAUGAUAUUGAGGCUCAGAUGCAGAAUAUGGCUAAGGAUAUGGGUGUUGACCUUAACCAUGACAUUUUCGAAGGGUAG